Messenger RNA from Oncorhynchus tshawytscha (Chinook salmon), 5254 nucleotides. It is a transcript of the gene stc1, whose product is annotated as stanniocalcin 1. Gene Ontology annotation, biological process: intracellular calcium ion homeostasis. The transcript has 4 exons. Gene Ontology annotation, molecular function: hormone activity. Gene Ontology annotation, cellular component: extracellular region. The coding region runs from base 509 to 1279 and encodes 256 amino acids. The record is from RefSeq and is a predicted model, not a curated record. NCBI's taxonomy places the organism in Eukaryota, Metazoa, Chordata, Actinopteri, Salmoniformes, Salmonidae.
UUGACUGAAUAAAUAGGCUAAUGAACUCAGUUUGACUUGAGAUGACAAGAGGCACUAAAGCUUCAUUGUUUUAUCAACUCAAAUAAUAAUGUAUGUAGGCUAUCAUUGUCGCGUAAUAGGCUGCCCAAGACAACAUGAGUUGAAUUUCAAUGUAGGCUACAGUAAAAUGAUCACUCAAUUAGGCGACUGGAGAGGGGAAGCAUGGUCGUGGAGAGAGAAAGCGUGGUCGUGGAUGCUGUGUUUUGAUUGGGCUAUCCAGGAGACUCGUAAUGUGCGCAGUCCGAUAUAAACCCAUGCAGACCAGCGCUCUAUCUGUCAUGCUCGUCAAAAGAAAUCAGUGUACGGUCCAUGGAAGCCGCAUUGUGUAGAUGGUAGCCUACUUAGUAACCUAAUAGAAUUACAUUGUUGAAAACACGGCACUGUACAUCUUCAGAGCUGUAUGAACUAUAUAUCAGACAAGCAAGAAACACUAUUUGUAUUUUGUUAGAUCAUCAGUGAUUAUUGAAUAAUGCCUUUGAGGACCGGACUUUUUCUUCUAAUGGUGCUGAUUGCAUCUGCAUAUGAACUGGAUCAGAACGAGUCGUAUUCACCCAGAAGAGCCCGCUUUUCAGCAAAUACCCCUUCUGAUGUGGCACGCUGUCUGAACAGUGCCCUCCAAGUAGGCUGUGGAGCUUUCGCCUGCCUGGAGAACUCCACGUGUGACACAGAUGGCAUGCACGACAUCUGCAAGUCCUUUCUCUACAGUGCAGCUAAAUUUGACACUCAGGGCAAAGCCUUUGUUAAAGAGAGCCUCAAGUGCAUUGCCAAUGGCAUCACCUCAAAGGUGUUCCCCACCAUCCGCCGCUGCUCCACCUUCCAAAGAAUGAUCUCAGAGGUUCAGGAGGAGUGCUACAGCAAGCUAGAUAUCUGCACUAUCGCCCGCAUCAACCCAGAUGCCAUUGGAGAGGUGGCACAGCUCCCAAGCCACUUCCCCAACAGGUUUUACGGUAAGCUCCUCCAGAGCCUGAUGGACUGUGAUGAGGAGACUGUGGACCUGGUGAGGGCCAGUAUGGUGUCCAGGCUCGGCCCAGAGAUGACUAUUCUCUUCCAGCUGCUGCAGAACAAGCCCUGCCCCUCGGCUGCUGCUGCUAUUGCUGCUGCCAUUCCAACUGGAGUGGAGGGCCGUGGGAGCUUGCAGUGGUCCAUGGGUCCACACAUGUAUAAGAUCCAGCCUGGUCUACGCAACAGAGACUCUGCCAGCCAUUUAGGCAAGAAGCGUGCCACUGGUGACAGCUCCUAACUCCCACUCAGAUCCGGAAACUACACACACCCCUCAAAAACAUAAACACGCUAACAGUGGUCUCUUCACUUGGGUAUUUAAGAAUCAUUCCUCUCCAGACUGGAAAAUAACAUGCACCUCUAAGAGAAUAGCCAAUGUGUUUCAAGUAUGUUUAACAUCAAAGUUUGAGUUGUUGUGUGAGGUACCUUAGGUUUGAGAGGAUCCCCUCCCCUAAACUAUUUCCUAACUCUUAUCACUCACACUGUUUGUUCAUUGAACAUGUUAUUGUAGCACCACAACUUGGCCCUGUUCAUUCCUGUUCACUUCCCAUACUUGAUAUAGAAUCAUCUGAGAGCCAAGUAUGAUCUGAGAGCCUAGUGAGGAUGAUGUCCCUCUAAGUUUUCUGUCUAGGAUUUCAAGCAUAAACCUGCAGGUAUGGUUCAUCUCUAUAGAGCACAAGUGUUCCCAAAUAAUUUUGGUUGCAAUAUUCAAAUGUGCACCCAUUAGUAGAAUAUCAAUUGAUAAAUCAACAAUAUCUUCAUCAAUAGAUAAUUAUUAAUAGACAUUUCAUACAGUUUAUGUGAGAUAUUUCUAUAUUAUGAGAUUAGUCAAAUGAGUGUGCUAUAUAAAUCAGUGUCACGUAGUCACUGACACAAACAGGAUUUAUUUAUUUAUUAAUUAUUAGUCUCAGAUAGCCACAGCUAGCUCUGUGAGAGAGGCGUGUCCCUCAGAUGAGAGCAAUCCUAAUCAACUUUGCGCAGGAAACUACUUUAGACCGACCAAAUAACUUGAAACCACCCAAAAUGUUAUUCAAACCAGACUUAAAUGUGGUGGAAGGUGUUUAGCUAAUGCCAAAUACCAGAGAAUAUAGCAUUGUUUAGAUACAACUAUAUAUGUUCUGUCCUGAAACACUCAGUUCACAAUAAGUACGGACCAGCAGUGUAACUUAUGAGCAGGUGACCCCCUGAGAUUGAUAGAGGUCACCCCCUUGGACUGAUGAACAAUAUUCUCCCUGGUGAAUAUGACACGGAGGGGUUGGAUCAUACACACUGACUUCCAGUGUUGAUAAUGACUAUUUAAAAGCCUUGUUGGUAUAACAUUGAUAUUUAUUUUCCUACUAUAUUUAACUUGUUAUUUUAUGAUGUUGCUGUAGUUUUAGUUACAGAUAUAACAUUUUAAAGUGCAGUUUGGUCAUGGCUCCUAUUUCAAUGGGGGCUCAUGAUCAAAUACUAUAGUAUCUGCCACUCUCCACGCUUUCCGCUCUGUUGACUGAAUAGGACCCAUGGUAUGCCUCUGUGCUGGACAUAGGGGAACAACAUUGUCACUUAUGUACUGUUGCAAGGGGACUUUGUGUUUAUUUUCCAAACCCAGUUAAUAAUGUUAUAAAGGUAGAGAGAAAUUGUGGUCAAGCCAUUCAUUGUACAUUUAACAAACAGCUAAACUUGAAGACGGAACUGCAAAGCAUUUGCUGAAUCUAUUCUUAACAUCAUGCAAAAUAAUGUAUCUCUCAGAAAGCUUACCCUAGUGACAUAACUCCUUCACUGCUUCAACAGGGGGAGAUUAAUUCAUAAGAUUUUGAGCAGUGUAUUCUCACAGUGCACAUGCCUGGCUGAGGGAGACGUACAACAGGGGGAGAUUAAUUCAUAAGAUUUUGAGCAGUGUAUUCUCACAGUGCACAUGCCUGGCUGAGAGAGACGUACUUCAGGGGGAAAGAACGUUAAAGAGAUGUGAUGGUUUUACAGUACAAAAUCAUUUGAAAUGUUAAAAACGCACAAACCUAUGCAAUAAUCUCUCAUAUGGAGGAUUCACAGUAACACACAAACAUGCCCUUUGUCACAAACAAAGUCAGCUGAUGCUGAAUAUAUAUGUGGCAGCAGCUUAUUUGCUCCCAUACUUAUAGUGAAGUAGCAGACAACGUGCCCCUGGACUCCCCCUUUCUGUUGCCGACUUUGUUGCUGUGGUCUCUGUUGUAUUGUUUUUUUGUUUAGUAUUUUUCUUGGGAUAUAAUAUCUUGCUUUUAGUAGCAAUAUUGUGUAUAUUCAAAAUAAAAAAGUAAGGAAAAAAAUCCCUCAGAAAUGUUAAGACUGUAUUACUUAUGUUACAUGUGCACUUUGCAUCUCUUAUGACCACUAAAGGGCCACUGAAUCGUUCAACACUUGUGAUGGGUUGGGGCUACAUCCUUUCUGUACUGUUAAUAUCUCUGUCUGUAAUAGCUGGACAAAUCCAGAACAGUUGCUGCUAAAGAAUAGCUUGCUCCCUUGUAUGAUGGAUUAUAAUUUCCCCUAAAACAUUUACUUGGAUAUCUUUGGUAAAAACCCAUUCACAGAACCUGGCAUCAAUCUGUAUACUUGCAUUUUACAUUCAGUUUGGCACUUCUUCUGGAAUUUGUACAUUUCUUUGAAUGUUGCUUGCAGUGAAUAUAUGCCAAUUGUAUUCUGUUUAUUUCCUCUCCCUUGAGACUAUGCUUAUACAUCCAAGUUCUGGGUAACUUCAGAGAAUGUAUCUUAUAUUGAAUGUCUGUUCUGUUGAGGAUGUGCCCAAACCUAGAUGGUUCAUUAUCGUAUUUUAGAAUGUGUGUUUCGUUUAAAGGUGGUGUAUGAAAGUCUGAGAAUUAAAUUAAAUUAACAGACUUACAAGUCAUAUUUUGUUAUUUCAAGACAUGUUUUGUUCAUUAGCCUUUUACUGCAGUGGGCUAAAUCAGGGUCACACAAUGUUUCUUGGUAGUCUUAAACAAAUCUAUUUUAGGUGUGUUCAUAAAUUCACUCUGAAGUACCAGUGUGCUCUGGGCGUUUGUAAAUUCAUAGCUUUUUCAGAGCACACACCGCACGCUCUGGCCGAGGAGUAGGGUUGAUCCAAGCUUCCUGACCUCACAACUGCACUUAGACACCCAAGCUAACUGGCUGAAGUUUGCUUGCUUGCUAGCUACUUCCAGACACAAAUGACAGAACACCUCACUCUGACCAGUUUACUCGCCCCAGCAGAGCUUAUUUUCAUGUUAUGUAGAGCGUUGUUGACUAAUUGUGCUGCUGGCAACAAUUUAAUUACGUCUUUUGCCAACAUUUACUGACACCGGUCAUAAAUUGCUCAGUUAUUCUGUGCUUUUGCACACUCAGACGAGAGUGCCCGGAAAUCGGCGUAGAUAGCCUGAGUGGAUUUACAAACGCACCCUUUGAAACAAAAGCAUACACCUCACACACGUGGUUAUGGGCUUGAUAAAUGAAGACACCUGUACCCUGUAAGAUAUAGCGUUGAAAUGUAUUCCAUUUUUAGUUUGCAUCCCAAUAUUACACUUUGUAUACAUCACAGAACACUGAAAUAUAACAAAACCUUUUGCAAAGAAACACUGGAUUUUUUGCGUUAAAAAUAUACAUGUUUAUGAAUUAUGAAUAAUUCCACCCAUGAGGCCACUAAUUCCACCCAUUUGGUCAUUUGACUGCAGGAAAGGGCUACGCUAUUUGUUGCAAAUCAAGAUUAGGGUGAAUUUUGGGUGGUAGGCCUACUGCAUUAUUAGCUAGAUCUAUAGCUAAAUCUAUCCAUAGUGAAAUCAUCAGCAGCAGUUUCUUUUGAUACACUAUACGUUUAGGGCAGGUUGGGGACUGGGCUCCCUGAACUCUGGAACUUCAUGGUACUCGUUCUUCUCAAGACUUGAAAUCAAUAUAAAUACAGUAUAUGUAUACUUUUGCCAGAAUUAAAACUAUUGGGGUGAUUAAUAAGAAUUACAUCUUAAUCGUAGUGACAGUUACUUUACUUUCAAAUUCGUAGAUGAAAUUAAUCAGUAAGACAUUUGAGGAGAUUGCUUGCUGAAGUUCCUAAUACAGUAGCUACUGUAUGUUAAGCAUGAUUGAUCCUUGUGAAUCACUUGCACUUUAAUACAUACUCAUCUACAUAUAUACCCAUACUGUAGAUAUGUAUGGGGGUUUUCUCUGUGCUGAAACUUAUGAAAGAUACAAAUGUAUCAUCUGUGUGUCUUUGCUGAUUAGAAAUAAACUAUUAUCA